Balaenoptera acutorostrata (minke whale) is the source of this 1376-nucleotide messenger RNA. Its product is annotated as interferon regulatory factor 4-like. NCBI's taxonomy places the organism in Eukaryota, Metazoa, Chordata, Mammalia, Artiodactyla, Balaenopteridae. Gene Ontology annotation, molecular function: RNA polymerase II cis-regulatory region sequence-specific DNA binding; DNA-binding transcription factor activity, RNA polymerase II-specific; protein binding. Gene Ontology annotation, cellular component: nucleus. The coding region runs from base 75 to 1376 and encodes 433 amino acids. The transcript is spliced from 8 exons. The record is from RefSeq and is a predicted model, not a curated record. Gene Ontology annotation, biological process: immune system process; regulation of transcription by RNA polymerase II.
CCCGCGAUCCCCUGUCGCGCCGGGGUCCGGCCGCCGCGCUCCCCAGACCUGGUCCCCGGAGCACUGCGUCCCCGAUGGCCGGCGACCCAUGGCGGAGGGACGAAGGGAGGGUCCCCGACAGCAGGCGACUCAUGGCGGGGGCCGGGGGUCCCCUGCGCCUCCGCGACUGGCUGGUGGCGCAGAUCGAGAGCGGGCGCUACGCCGGGCUGCGCUGGGAGGACGCGGGCAAGACCCUCUUCCGCAUCCCCUGGAAGCACGCAGCCAAGCAGGGCUACCAGGCGCAGCAGGACGCGGCGCUCUUCAGGGCCUGGGCCAUAUACAAGGGCAAGCACCUAGAGGGCGUUGACAAGGAGGACCCCUCCACCUGGAAGACACGGCUCCGCUGUGCCCUCAACAAGAGCACUGACUUCUGUGAGGUGCGCUCGCGCAGCCAGCUGGACAUCUCCAACCCCUACAAGGUCUACCGGCUCCUGUCUGACGGUGCCCACAGCCCAGUUACCAGGGCUUGUGCUCCCUGUAAAGAGGAGGCCAUUCUUCAUAGCCAGCAGCUGCCCCCUGGAGAAGUGACAGAGCCGGCCUGCAAGACAGAAGAGCAGGUUGGCUCCAGAUUAGUCACAGAGGAUAAGGACAAGGAGCAGCCCCCCAGGCUGGCCCAGCAGGACUCCCUGCCACCAGCUGCCCUGCCCCCAGGCCCUUUGGCUGACCACAGGUACCAGGCUCAGGAUCCUGCUCACCCCUGGGGCCCCUCGCCUUCUGAGGACUUCAGCAACCCCAAUUUUUGGCUGCACGUGCGACUCUUCUAUGGCGCGGAGCUGGUGCGCGAAGCCACAGCGCGCGCGGCCGAGGGCUGCAGCCUGAGUCCGCGCGCAGCCGCCGCUGCCGCCGAGCUCCUGCUGGGGCCGCCGCCGCGCGUCGCGCAGGUUCGUUUCCCGGAGCCGCCGCCCGGCGCCCGCGUACUGCGGCGCCUGCUGCCCCACCUGGAGCGCGGAGUGCUGCUCUGGGUGGCGCCCGAGGGCGUCUUCGCCAAGCGCCUGUGCCAGGGCCGUGUGUACUGGCGCGGCCCGCUCGCCCCGCACCGCGCGCGGCCCAACAAACUGGAGCGAGAGCGCACCUGCCAGCUCCUCGACACGCGCCGCUUCCUCGCGGAACUGAGAGCCCACCUGCAGGAUGGUCGCCAGGAGCCCGAGUACCAGAUCCGGCUGUGCUUUGGCGAGGAGUACCCGGGGCCCCCGGACCAGCCUGAGGAGCGUCUCAUUAUGGCCCAUGUGGAGCCAAUCUUCGCGCGGGAGCUCCUCCUACACUCGAAGCUCCACGGCCAGGUGCCUCGAUGGCGCGUUCCCAGCCCCGCAUCCCCGACAGCGUCACUCACCUGCUGA